AUGCAAGAGAUCAUUUCGUGGGUUUUCAAUAUCUUGUAAAGUAUUGUGUGAAACUAACAAAAUGGCCAUAAGUAAAUGGGGAACACAUCCCUACGUAUUCACUCUGUGGCAGGUUGUAAUAGUUGUCGUACUAUCGGGAGAAAUUUUUGCACAAAUUAGUCAUCCUGCGUUUGAAGAUAGUAGCAACAUAUGCGACAAAUGCAGCUGUAUAAAGGCUAACAAAACGUCGAACGUACUGAGCUACGAUUUGCUCGACUGUGCGCGUCGCAACCUUCAGAACAUGUUAGCCGAGUGGCCGGAGCUUUUCGACACAGCCGAUCCGGAGCGUGAAAUUGUGUUCUCCCUAUCCGGCAACGGAAUCGUGCGGUUGGAACAACUACCGGGUACAAAAAGUGCGGUGGUUUUCAGCUGCCGCCAUUGCCUACUAGAAGUACUGGCUGCUGGCCUGUUUCUCGAAACUCCCAAUAUAUUGCGCGUCGAUCUUAGCUGGAACCGGCUCAACGGUGAUUCACUGCACGCGGAUGUUUUCCGUGGGCAAUUUGACGGUGAAUCCAUCACGCCGCUACCACUGGACGAGCUGGAUUUGGGACACAACAACAUAACGAGCUUGGCAAGGGAUACAUUCAAACAUAUCACUGGUUUGCGACAGUUGACGCUUUCCCACAAUCCAAUUAAUGAGUUGUCCGGUGUAACGGGACAGGCCAUAGCGAUGCUGGUGCAUCUAGAGAUGCUGGAUUUGUCCUAUCAAAGGCUGACGGCAGUUGACGAUCACGUAUUCGCCGAAAUGAAUACACUACAUGAGCUAAAGUUGCAGGGAAAUCAGUUUCUCCGAAUACCAGAGGCUGUCUUCCGAACAAUAUCGCUAGUAUCGCUGCAGAUCGGUGAAAAUCCUUUUGUUGAAUUUAGCAUUGAGAAACCUUUGCCCCAUCUUCGACAUCUCAAUGUCAGCAGCAUGCCGUGGUUGGGAAGCAUCGACGUGGACUCGUUUAAAAAUGCGAACAACCUAAGAACCCUUAUUUGCCGCAACACUACAGCCUUAGACAAAUUUGAUAUGCAAAUUUUUCAACAUGUUUCUGAACUGCAAGAACUGGAUUUAUCGAAUUCGAAUUUAAAGCACUUGAUACUACCACCGGAUGCCGUUGAUCGUACAGGAACCGGCCGUUAUGCGAAGAAUCUGGAAAAGUUGCUCUUACAAGGCAAUACCUGGCACUGUGAUUGCGAUCUCCAGGGUGUGCUCAAUUUGUUCGCCUACGACCAGCUUUCGGACACGGACGAAGAUGCGCGCUGCGAGAUGCCCUACCUGCUGACAUCGUUACACAUAUCGGAGCUGUCGUACCUCGAUGUGUGCGAUGUGCCUCUCAACGAAUACCAGAAAGGUUUCACUUACGAGAAGCCGGCGUUCCUGAGACCGAGAGCUAUAUUUUUAUCCUUAUUAUCGGUGGGCAUUGUGUUAGGAUUGGGAGUUAUCAUAGGACUGCUAGUUGUGUGUUUGAAACGUAGGCUGAGCAACAAUGGACUUGGAUUUACAUCUCCUGUACGGUAUACAUCAGUUCGCGACAGUACAUUAUCUACAGCUUACAAGGUUUAAAUAAAAGAG
Molecule: messenger RNA, 1597 nt
Organism: Anopheles cruzii
Lineage: Eukaryota; Metazoa; Arthropoda; Insecta; Diptera; Culicidae
Product: insulin-like growth factor-binding protein complex acid labile subunit
Exons: 3
Coding region: 62-1588 (508 amino acids)
Cellular component (GO): plasma membrane
Molecular function (GO): protein binding
Source: RefSeq, a predicted model, not a curated record